This is a messenger RNA of Harpegnathos saltator (Jerdon's jumping ant), 5496 nucleotides long. It is a transcript of the gene Grip163, whose product is annotated as gamma-tubulin complex component 6. The record is from RefSeq and is a predicted model, not a curated record. The coding region runs from base 312 to 5033 and encodes 1573 amino acids. Gene Ontology annotation, biological process: mitotic cell cycle; spindle assembly; microtubule nucleation. Gene Ontology annotation, cellular component: gamma-tubulin complex; spindle pole; microtubule organizing center. Lineage: Eukaryota; Metazoa; Arthropoda; Insecta; Hymenoptera; Formicidae. The transcript has 16 exons. Gene Ontology annotation, molecular function: gamma-tubulin binding; microtubule minus-end binding.
GGGGAAGAGUAAAUAGCCGUGCUCGCGUAUGCGCGGUCGUCGACGGAGCACGUUUUGCCUAUCGACGCAGGGUGCCGUUGAAAGGAUCCCCAAGAUACCUUAAAUUUUAACGGAAUACGUACUUCCCUGAGGCCCGGCGACUGCGCAUGCGCGAACGAAAAUAUACCGUUCUUUUAUCAUUGGAUCUCUCAAUUCGGGGCGUGCGAGUCGUGUUGUUAUGGUUGAUUAUGGCACUAUGAGAGUGAUCGUUGCCUACCGUUGCGGCUCGUCGCAACGGUUAAUCAACAAUCGUUUGAAGGAGUAUUUCGAUCAUGGAAUCAGGACCGCGAGACGUUAAUGUUUACGAGCUUGUGACGGAACUAGUCAGGCACACGUUGCGACGGAACUGUCCUGAGAAUGGAAACUUCUACAUGCCUCCCAGGGACGAUGUGAAAAUAGUGAAGAGGCUCCGCUCAAAGGCCUUUGAGAUAUUGUUGGAUAAAAGUAACAGAGUAUACGAUGAAGGAAACAGAGCGAAUCUUAAGGCUGACCCCUUAGUGCAGGCACUAAAGCACGCUUUUGUACUCAAACUGUCCCUGAGACGUAUAUCGGAAGCUGAAGAAUUGGAGAAUUUAAUAAACGACUUGUUCAGUCAGGAGACCAAUGUGGAGACUGUGGUUGACCCUGUUCUACAGUUGCUAAUACAGCUUAAAAAUUUUCAGAUUGCCACACAGCCUACCCUGGAUAUAUUUCACUAUGGCAAAACCAAUCCUCUCCUGCCUGAAGAUGUCACAUGCACAAAUGGUGUACCCAUGUUUCAGACGUAUCCUAUGGAGUCUUUUGUCUUACCAGAGAAAUUUGAAGCUGUGUUGGGUAUUUGCGAAACAUAUCCUAAGCAAGACACAUCCGCUAGUUUUGUUAGUAGAGUAUCCUUUGAAGAUCAGCAUAUAUCUAAAGCCAUAGUCGGGAUAGAAACAAUUAGGUAUAACAAUGCCAUUGCAAUGGCUCCUUGUAUAUCAAAUUGCAGCGACAAUAUACUGAAACAGUACAAUAUGGUCACUCCUUUUUUGACGCAUCUUAUGCAGGUCGACAUAGAAGAAACUAGUAAACAAUAUUUGUCCACUCAAAAAUUCAUAUCAGACAUGACCUUGCCUUACGAGUGGGUAAAGCCUGUGGAAAAUCAAAAAGAAAAUGUAGACCUGUGUGCGUGGUCACUGGAUGAUUCCGAUUGUAAUCUUACAAACAAAGCGGAAAACAUUAGAGAUAAUAAUUCAAUAUGGGAAGAGAUACAGCCCUCUGACGACUGCAUCUCCAAAUUACGCACAUGGGAAUCCCUCGGAAUCGUGGAAUCUCCCAAGCAAAUGCCAUUUGUUACUGAUCUGCCAGAGACAAUGCUGCACCUGGCGAGGAUAAGACAAACAAGUAUUUUAUUACUGCUGCCAAAGAAGACAAUGGCUUCCGUACCGCUGAUUCGAGAGGUCCCUCUGAAAAAAUUCUUAUCCGACGUCAAGCUGCUGCUGGUUGGCGUGGACUCGGACUCCUUCGUGUACGAUAACGUGACGGAAUUUAAAUUGGAGGAGAACAUUACCGUGCCCGGUAUAAGUCCGGGGUCGCUGACGAUCGCCUGUCGAGAGGCAGUCGGCUGGGGCAACAGUAUCAAGUCCUUGUCGAGACUCGUCGCAUCCGACCCGCAAACGGGCAGACUGCAGCAGGACGGUCUCAUAUUCAAGGCGAUGUGCACCAACGUUAAAGAGCUGCUGCUGUACUAUCAAGCGGCACUACAAAAUACCUUCAAUCAGUACGCGUUUCACGGGCUGUUGAGUCUGCUGAAGAAAGUCCGGCCGCUGACGCGCCUGAUCGUGGAGGUUGCGAGACUCUGCGGCUGUAAGCAGCACGGCCAGUGUACCUUGGCCGCCGGCAGCGGGAUCUUGACGCACAUCUACAAGGAAGUGACCAAAGUCACCGACCCGAACGUCGUGCUGGUGUUUUAUUCGAUAUUGAAAUCAUGCUGCGAGGUGUACUUUCGGUUUCUGCAAAAUUGGCUGUUUGAAGGGACAUGCGACGAUGUCUACGGGGAGUUUAUGAUCCAGGUGCGAUCUCAGUACCUGCGAAAGAGAGGACGCAAAUUCUGGACGGAGGGCUUCGCAAUUGAUGUCGACUCGGUACCCGGCUUCCUGUCCGACCUGUCGGAAUCGAUCCUGCAGUGCGGAAAGACGUUGCGACUUUUGAAGAUUUGCAGUCCGAAGAAUCCAGUUUGCAACCUGUCCAUCACUGCUCAACCGGAAGUGCGGGUUUGCCUAACCGAGUUGAUGCUGCAAGAGCAGCUGUCGAGCUGUCAGGAAUACGAACGCAAAGGCGAGGCUGCGUUGGGGUUGAUAGUGUCGCUUCUGUCUGCCAUUCAGGACCAGAAGAAAGCCGAGAGGAAAACAGCCGAACUCGUGAUACGCGCGCAGCAGGAGACAUUAUCGAGGAUCAAUAAACAACGCGAGGAACUUGUCGUGAAGACUGCACAAAAUAAGCGGGCGUUGCUGCAAGCGUUGAAGAAUCAGGUGGAGGAAAAUGCCUUAUUCAAGGAAAAGGAGAAGGAACUCCAAAUGUUAGCCGACAAAUUGUUGCUCGAGAAGAUUAAUCGGGAGCAGGAAGAAAUGCGGGAGCUACAGAGGGCCGAACGGGAGCACCUUGUGAGUUACUACGAAAAGUUAGCUAGCGAUUUAGAAAUGAGCCGCCUCCGAUCUAAUUGGCGUAAGGCGAGAAUGAACAAUUUUGAGAGACGAGUAGAACUGCUGGAAUCCCUGAAGAGGCGCGACAGGACGAUGUCGGAGAGUGUCGGCACACCGAGUUCGGACGACAACGUCGACCUCAUCGACACUGACGAGCCGAGCAAAGAGACUCCCGUCUCGUCAACGAUGGAGGUGUCCAUGGAGAUGUCCGAAGGGGAAUUCGCAGCUGACGAGGACGAGAACAGCAACUUUGCGGACAGCAGGGCGACAGACGCCACGACGGACAUUCUUAACCCCGCGAGCCCGGCGAGCAUUGCAUCGCCCAGCGAAGUGAUCGUCUCCACGGAUACCGGCGCGUCGCCUGCGGACAAUCCUACUUCCAAGCAGAAGGACGUCACGUCGAAUGAAGAAAGCACGGUGACAGACACGCAGAACGUGCGCCUGCCGCGGGAGUCUCCGCCGCUGAACUACAAGAUCUACAAGAAGAACAACGAGAGGAGCAACCUGCAGGACUUCCUGCGCGAUGAGGCGAUGAAGGACAUCCGUAUCAUCAUGAACGAGCGGACGCCGAACACGGCGGUGUUGGACGCUCGGCUGAACAAUAUCCUGGACGUUGCCGGGCUGACCGGGAAGAUCAUCGGCACCAUCGACAGGCCUAAAUCCUUGGCCAUCGACAAGAUAGACAACAUGACCGCCGCGCAGGCUAACAAACUCAAGGUCUUGCUGCAGGAGUACGGCAUGACGCCGAACAACAACGAGUUCAGCACGAUACUCGCGGUUCAAACAGAACGCACAAACAUCAACGACAACUCAGAUGGACGAGUGGGCGGCGGCGGCGCGGCGGAGAAUGUCAACAACAACGUCCCGCCGAUAUCGCUCGACGUCAAGCUCCCGGAGAGAAGCGCGAACGGGUUCAUGAGGAACUACGAGUGCUCGCAGGGGAGCAACGCGAACGACAGGGCGCGAGAGCUGGUCUUCAGGAAUGUUCUGCCGCAGCAGAACGUCGCGGACACACCGAUGUCGUGCACGACCGACCACUUCACCACGCAGUCGACUCACACGCCCUUGUCGCAGGUGCCGAUCACCGACGACCUGACCUCGCCGAACGCCGGCCCCGAGACCUCGUGCUUGUCUUCCAACAUGGAGAGGUCCGUCGCCGAGGAGACAUGCCUGGACUUCUCGAUCGAUGACUACAAGCCGCAGCGGCUGAACUUCGGCUUGAGCUCUGUGUUCAGGUCGCAAGGGAGCUGCCUCUCGCCCUUGACCGCGGACGACGUCGAGAUGAUCGACCACGUCUCCCUCCACAGCUACCUGGAGAAGUCUAUCAUCAUCCCGCUGCAGAUACAGAGUCGGCUAGUCAACAACGCCGUCAUCAAGUACCUAUUAGACGAGCACAAUAUGUUGCUGCACCUGCACAGCCUGCGCAGCUACUUCUUCCUGCUGAACGGCGAGUUCGCCAAGAGUUUGACGGACUCGUUGUAUGCCCGCCUCUACGCGAUAGCCGCGCCGAACGAGCUCUUCAACUCCGCCACCCUGACGAAUCUCCUGGAGCAGGCACUGAUGAACUCGUUCAGCAAUAAUUACGUCAACUCUGAGCUCUUGAGCCUGUCUGCCGUCAACAAGCCGCGCCAGUUGUAUAUAUCAGACCCGAAUGUCCUAGAGUGUCUCUGUCUCAACUACAAGAUAUCAUGGCCGCUGAAUAUUAUUUUCGACGACACGGUGAUGCUGCAGUACAGCAAAGUGUUCAAGUUCCUGAUAAUGACUGGCAGAAUGUCGUGGGUGCUGAAAGAGGACUUCAAUAUCAUGAAAGUGGACCGUAACGUGGUGGUGUCGGAGCAGUAUCACAAACUUCAGUUGUACAGACAUUCCAUGACCCAGUUCAUGAACGCGCUUCACAACUACCUGACAUGUAGCGUGCUGCACGCGAGUUGGAGCGAGUUCGAGAAGGACCUGCAGAACUCGCGGACGAUCGACGAGAUUCACCUGUCACAUAUGAACUACAUCAAGAGGAUACUCUCGAGGUGUAUGCUGAACACGCGCGGGGAGAAGAUGCGCGUGUGCUUGAUCAACAUCUUCAAGAUCAUACUAAAGUUCCACAACCGACUGCGCUCGCAGAUCUGGACGGUCGGGAGCACAGGCCGGUGCAGCCACCCGAACUUCAAGAGCCUGGAGCAGAUGUACCAGUCGUUCUGCGAGUGGCGGACCUAUAUGGCACACGUAGCGCACAAACUGGCUAUUAGCGGCUAUCAGCCGCACCUGACCCACUUCCUCAAUGCUUUAAAUAUGAAUCACAUGUACGACCUGACGACGAAGCAGCAGCGAUCUUGCGACUGAAUACUCUCGCGAUUCCUCUUCGCGGUCGAGACACGUUGGGCGCGGAAGGCAGUGUAGGCGUUGUUGUUGGUUGUACGUCUUAUUCCCAAGUUGGAGAGAUUAUUCAACUCUCGACUUUUUUUUUUUUUUUACGUUGGUUUAUUUAGCAAAAUGAACAUCAGUCGUGUUAAGAAAUAGCGAACGUUAUGCUUACAAGGAUAUCGAUGACAGAUUCGUCACGUCGAGCACCUUAAUGCAGCGGCUGCACAGCCCGUUCUUGUCUGAUUCGGGGUGCCUCCUGCACCGUUGACAGAGCGUUUUCUCGGUAUUACGUAGCUCGACCUGUGUCUCAGUCACCGUGGACGACUCCGUCAGCGUGAUCGACGACAGCUGUAGAAUCUCGCACAAUUCCGACGUGGAAGAUUCUCGGUCUCUUUGAAGUAUCUGCGAGAAUAAAUGAAUAAAUGUUGAUUUGUUAAUUUUA